Molecule: messenger RNA, 768 nt
Organism: Pseudovirgaria hyperparasitica
Lineage: Eukaryota; Fungi; Ascomycota; Dothideomycetes; Acrospermales; Acrospermaceae
Exons: 2
Coding region: 232-441 (69 amino acids)
Source: RefSeq, a predicted model, not a curated record
CUCCACAAUACCACGUACUUAACCCAUACGGCGCCAUAUUCACGGGUUUUGAAGGGUCGAGAUUGUCAAUAGAGCUUGAGCUGACUUGUACCGUACAUAAUCGGGAAGUACUAGUUAUAUUGAUAGGACCUGACUUCUUUUCCAAGUCAAAUGCUCGAGCAUCCAGCCGAGUAGAACAGAGCUGGAGCUGAUCUAUCCAAUACUCUUCCUGGGUAAUACGAAGCUCGAGCAAUGCUACCUGCUCAGGGAGUCCAUGAUAUGGGUCUAUCUGGACGACCCGAGGCUCACAUUCUCUCCAAGAGAUAUCUUCUGACGUGGUGUUCCAUGUUGCGGUCGUCUCCUGCAGCGACUCCCAGUUUUCUUGUUGGAACUCGAUUGGCCACGGAGAUUGACAUUGUCCCCUCAGAAGAUCCAAGUCCGGCUCGAAGGAGUAUUCAUUGACGUCAGCGAACAAGUCGGAGGAGUUGCAGAAUGCUUCUGAAAUGCUUCGCUAGAAAGAGCAGGUGCAAGCCAAUGUAGUUUCAUGAUCAGCUAGCAACUAGUCACCAGGAAAGAAUCUCUCACGGCUCGGCUUCACUCGUAACGAUACUAGCGCUCAAUAGUGUAGUGGCUCAAUAAAGUCUGACGGCGCAGUAAAGUAUGACGGCUCAGUAAAGUGUUGCUUCAAGAAUUCGUGCCUCUGUAGUCAUGUUGUCUAGAAGAUGGCGAUAAGCUCCUAGGUGGUACAAGAGUUUCUCAAAGAUUCAUAUGCAUGAUGCACUGUACUUU